This is a messenger RNA of Capronia coronata CBS 617.96, 996 nucleotides long. RefSeq names its product thiazole biosynthetic enzyme, mitochondrial. The record is from RefSeq and is a predicted model, not a curated record. Gene Ontology annotation, biological process: thiamine biosynthetic process. Lineage: Eukaryota; Fungi; Ascomycota; Eurotiomycetes; Chaetothyriales; Herpotrichiellaceae. The transcript is spliced from 2 exons. The coding region runs from base 1 to 996 and encodes 331 amino acids.
AUGUCGCCACCAAUCGCUACCUACAACGACUUCCAAGGCGGCUUCACUGCCGUCAAAGACGUGAAGGGAGUUCCUGAGACCAAGAAAGUCACUCUCAAUGCCAACGGCAAUGACAUCAACACCAAACUUCUCGACGACUUUGGCGGCAAAUGGGAUGCCUUCAAAUUCGCACCCAUCCGCGAGUCCCAGGUCUCGCGAGCCAUGACUCGUCGCUACUUCGCCGACCUCGACCGUUAUGCCGAGUCGGACGUUGUCAUCGUCGGUGCAGGCUCUUGUGGACUGUCCACCGCCUACACUCUGGCCAAGGCCCGUCCGGACCUCAAGAUCGCCAUCAUCGAGGCAUCUGUCUCCCCCGGUGGCGGUUGCUGGUUGGGCGGCCAGCUCUUCUCGGCCAUGGUCCUGCGUAAGCCGGCCGACGAGUUUUUGGAUGAUAUUGGCGUCCCUUAUGAAGAUGAGGGCAACUUUGUUGUUGUCAAGCACGCGGCAUUGUUCAUGAGUACCCUGAUGAGCAAGGUUCUGGCCAUGCCCAACGUCAAGCUCUUCAACGCCACUUGCGUCGAGGAUCUGGUCACUCGUCCCUCCGCCGAUGGAGGCGUCCGAGUGGUUGGCGUGGUCACCAACUGGACUCUGGUCACUUUGCACCAUGACGACCAUAGCUGCAUGGACCCAAACACUAUCAAUGCCCCGCUUGUCAUCAGCACCACCGGCCACGAUGGUCCCUUCGGAGCCUUCUGCGCCAAGCGUCUUGUCAGCAUGAACGUCAUUGAGAAAUUGGGUGGUAUGCGUGCUCUCGACAUGAACCGUGCAGAGGAUGCCAUUGUCAAGGGCACUCGCGAGGUCUCUCCAGGCUUGAUCAUGGGAGGCAUGGAACUCAGUGAGCUUGAUGGAGCCAACCGCAUGGGCCCGACCUUUGGAGCCAUGGUCUUGAGUGGCGUCAAGGCUGCUGAGGAGGCCCUCAAGGUCUUUGAGACCAGAAAGGCCGAAUGCGCCGAGUGA